Sander lucioperca (pikeperch) is the source of this 808-nucleotide messenger RNA. Its product is annotated as acetyl-coenzyme A synthetase, cytoplasmic-like. Gene Ontology annotation, cellular component: cytoplasm. The transcript is spliced from 4 exons. Gene Ontology annotation, biological process: acetyl-CoA biosynthetic process. Bases 95 to 490 code for a protein of 131 amino acids. Gene Ontology annotation, molecular function: acetyl-CoA synthetase activity. The record is from RefSeq and is a predicted model, not a curated record. NCBI's taxonomy places the organism in Eukaryota, Metazoa, Chordata, Actinopteri, Perciformes, Percidae.
ACUACAGUCACUUGUUUGAACUUAACUUCUUUUAUGUUUAGGUUGCCGUAGAGACAAGGAUGGCUACUAUUGGAUAACGGGGAGGAUAGACGACAUGCUCAACGUCUCCGGCCACUUACUGAGCACAGCGGAGGUGGAGUCGGCUCUGGCGGAGCACGAGGCGGUCGCCGAGGCCGCUGUGGUGGGCAGACCUCAUCCUGUCAAAGGAGAAAGCCUCUACUGCUUCGUAACGCUCACUGAUGGAGUGACGUACAGCCGCACGCUGGAGGCAGAGCUCAAAAAACAAGUGCGGGAGAAGAUCGGUGCCAUCGCUACGCCAGACUUCAUCCAGAAUGCUCCAGGACUCCCCAAGACCAGAUCUGGCAAGAUCAUGCGACGGGUGCUCCGCAAAAUCGCCUGUGAUGAAAGGGACCUGGGCGACAUCUCCACGCUGGCCGACUCCUCGGUGGUCGAGCAUCUCUUCCAGAACCGAUGCUGCGUCGGCGUGUGACGGCCUCCGGGAUCCUCGCAGGGAGGCUCCAUCUGCAGCUGCGCGGCGGCGGCCACAAACACAACCAGGGGGGAAGAGGAAGAAGAGACGGAGGAGAAACACAAUGAACUUGGGUCUUGUCCAACAAACAACCUUUAGCUCCUGAUGAGUACGACCAGUGUGCAGCAGAGCCUUGAACAUCUGUCUGGUUACUGGCAGAAGUAGUAAACACUUUAAGAGCAACAAACAAAGUGUAGGAAUUAAUAAGAACAUCAGUCAUUUGGUUUUAAUGUUUUCCAGAAGCAGACAGAGUUGCUGCUGUUUAAAAAGAAAACAAGG